Messenger RNA from Salvelinus namaycush (lake trout), 1910 nucleotides. RefSeq names its product KN motif and ankyrin repeat domain-containing protein 1-like. The record is from RefSeq and is a predicted model, not a curated record. Bases 618 to 962 code for a protein of 114 amino acids. Gene Ontology annotation, biological process: negative regulation of actin filament polymerization. Gene Ontology annotation, cellular component: cytoskeleton; cytoplasm. The transcript is spliced from 3 exons. Gene Ontology annotation, molecular function: protein binding. Lineage: Eukaryota; Metazoa; Chordata; Actinopteri; Salmoniformes; Salmonidae.
AGGCUGACCAGACAGGGCUGAUGCUAGCAGGAUGGACAUGAUGCUAACCCUCUCCCUCCCUCCCUCAGGCUGGCCAGACAGGGCUGAUGCUAGCAGGAUGGACAUGAUGCUAACCCUCUCCCUCCCUCCCUCAGGCUGACCAGACAGGGCUGAUGCUAGCAGGAUGGACAUGAUGCUAACCCUCUCCCUCCCUCCCUCAGGCUGACCAUACAGGGCUGAUGCUAGCAGGAUGGACAUGAUGCUAACCCUCUCCCCCCUCCCUCAGGCUGGCCAGACAGGGCUGAUGCUAGCAGGAUGGACAUGAUGCUAACCCUCUCCCUCCCUCCCUCAGGCUGACCAUACAGGGCUGAUGCUAGCAGGAUGGACAUGAUGCUAACCCUCUCCCUCCCUCCCUCAGGCUGACCAGACAGGGCUGAUGCUAGCAGGAUGGACAUGAUGCUAACCCUCUCCCUCCCUCCCUCAGGCUGACCAUACAGGGCUGAUGCUAGCAGGAUGGACAUGAUGCUAACCCUCUCCCUCCCUCCCUCAGGCUGGCCAGACAGGGCUGAUGCUAGCAGGAUGGACAUGAUGCUAACCCUCUCCCUCCCUCCCUCCCUCAGGCUGGCCAGACAGGGCUGAUGCUAGCAGUCAGUCAUGGCAGGAUGGAUAUGGUUCGGGCGCUGCUGGCCCAGGGGGCAGAGGUCAAUGUCCAGGAUGAUGAGGGUUCUACAGCCCUGAUGUGUGCCAGCGAACAUGGCCACGCUGAGAUAGUCAAACUACUGCUGGCCCAGCCGGGCUGCGACGCCACUCUCAGCGACAGCGAUGAGAGCAAUGCCCUGUCUAUCGCUCUGGAAGCAGGUCACAAGGACAUAGCAGUGUUGUUGUACGCCCACGUAAACUUCUCUAAGGCCCAGUCACCGGGAACCCCUCGUCUGAGCAGGAAGACGUCCCCCAGUCCCACCAGGAGGGGCAUGUUUGACUAGCGCCACCGCCCAUUGGUCAAGUCUCAUGACACCAACCAACCAACCGCUGAGGAUUUCAACCCCAGGGACAGACUUUGGCCCACCCCCUGACAACCUGAUUGGACCAUGUGGGAUUGUUGACCAUGCAGUUCAACCAGAAAUGUUCCCUGGGUUUAUUGACCAUGUGGUCCAACCAGAAAGGUUCCCUGGGUUUAUUGACCAUGCAGUUCAACCAGAAAGGUUCCCUGGGUUUAUUGACCAUGUGGUCCAACCAGAAAGGUUCCCUGGGUUUAUUGACCAUGUGGUCCAACCAGAAAGGUUCCCUGGGUUUAUAGACCAUGUGGUCCAACCAGAAAGGUUCCCUGGGUUUAUUGACCAUGCAGUUCAACCAGAAAGGUUCCCUGGGUUUAUAGACCAUGCAGUUCAACCAGAAAGGUUCCCUGGGUUUAUUGACCAUGUGGUCCAACCAGAAAGGUUCCCUGGGUUUAUAGACCAUGUGGUCCAACCAGAAAGGUUCCCUGGGUUUAUUGACCAUGCAGUUCAACCAGAAAGGUUCCCUGGGUUUAUUGACCAUGCAGUUCAACCAGAAAGGUUCCCUGGGUUUAUAGACCAUGUGGUCCAACCAGAAAGGUUCCCUGGGUUUAUAGACCAUGUGGUCCAACCAGAAAGGUUCCCUGGGUUUAUAGACCAUGUGGUCCAACCAGAAAGGUUCCCUGGGUUUAUUGACCAUGCAGUUCAACCAGAAAGGUUCCCUGGGUUUAUUGACCAUGGGGUUCAACCAGAAAGGUUCCCUGGGUUUAUUGACCAUGUGGUCCAACCAGAAAGGUCCCCUAGGUUUAUUGACCAUGCAGUUCAACCAGAAAGGUUCCCUGGGUUUAAAGACCAUGAUGAAAGAUGAAACAUAUUGAUCAGCCUUGUAGUAAGAUGAGCUGGUAUUGAUCAGUCUUGUAAUAAAAUGAAACGCCUUUG